Messenger RNA from Prinia subflava (tawny-flanked prinia), 1206 nucleotides. RefSeq names its product meiotic nuclear divisions 1 (gene MND1). The transcript is spliced from 8 exons. Gene Ontology annotation, molecular function: double-stranded DNA binding. Gene Ontology annotation, cellular component: nucleus. Gene Ontology annotation, biological process: reciprocal meiotic recombination. The record is from RefSeq and is a predicted model, not a curated record. The coding region runs from base 437 to 1069 and encodes 210 amino acids. Lineage: Eukaryota; Metazoa; Chordata; Aves; Passeriformes; Cisticolidae.
UUCCUUCCCGGGCCUCCGCAAAGGCCGCGGGGCUGCAGGGGGAGCCGCGAUCGCGGUGAUGGCGGGUGACGGCCGCCCGCGCCUGGCCGUCCCUCUGCCCCGGUGGCUCUGAGGAGAGCGGGGCUGGCGCUCCGGGGAGGCCCCACGGUGCCGGUUCUGGGGGUGCAGCGUCAGCACGGCGUGAGCCGUGCCUUUGGGUUGUUGAAGAGCGAUGUGAAUGAGCCGGCACCCGGAGGAGUAGCCGCAGCCCCGUGGCUGUGGCUUGAGUGGGCACGGUGCCCGCUGCGUCCCGCCGAGACACGGGAGCGCAGGUGUGGCCAGGCCGAGCCUCCGGGCCACCUGGGGGCAGGUGGGAGCGGGCAGAGCGAAUCGCAGGUGUGCCCCAGGGCGCUCACAGCACCGCAUCCUUCCGUCUGCCUGCGGUACCGACAGCGAAAUGGAUGCUCGUGGUGUGUCCAAGAAAAAAGGUCUGAGUUUUGAAGAGAAGAGGGCCCGCAUGAUGGAGAUAUUUUUUGAAACAAAAGAUGUCUUCCAGUUGAAGGAUCUAGAGAAGAUUGCUCCAAAAGAAAAAGGAAUUACCUCAAUGUCAGUGAAAGAGAUUCUGCAAAGCCUUGUUGAUGAUGGCAUGGUGGACACUGAUAGAAUUGGAACUUCCAAUUAUUUCUGGGCUUUUCCAAGUAAAGCUCUUCAUGCCAGGAAGCGUAAAUUGGAGGAGUUAGAGUCUCAGUUUGCUGAAAGCAGUCAGAAGAAAGAGGCUUUACAAAAAAGCAUUGAGAAAUCAAAAAUUGGACGUGAAGAUACUGCGGAACGUGCAGCUCUGCUGAAGGAACUUGCUGCCCUUCGGCAGAAAAAAGAGCAGCUAAAGACUGAAAUAGACAAAUACAGGGAAUGCGAUCCAGACGUGGUUGAAGAGAUGCGCCAAACAAACCAAGUGGCCAAGGAGGCAGCCAACAGAUGGACUGAUAACAUCUUUUCAAUAAAGUCCUGGGCCAAGCGUAAAUUUGGAUUUGAAGAGAGCAGAAUAGAUAAAGGCUUUGGAAUCCCAGAAGAUUUGGAUUAUGUUGAUUAAUUUUCAGUUGAUGGCUGACACAGUUGUACAUAGUUUGUUGUAUAUUCAUAGCUACCAUUAAAAUGUGAAUCCUUUCCAAACAGGUGACCACCGUUUAAUUUGCUGGUGUUGUUAAAGUUAAUAAAAUACUAAAAAUA